AUGACCAGUAAAUCAUCAUCAGCUUCAGGGAAUAUGAAAACUUUUGACGACAAUUCAACAAGUAGCUAUGCAGGAAAAGUAUUGAAAAUGGUGAGAAGUAAGAAGAAUCUUAGGGUUGCUAUUAUCGGAAGAGAAAAUGUUGGAAAGAGUACAUUAUUUAAUUCUCUAUUGGGAAGACAACAUUCUAUUGUUCACAAUUCUCCUGGUGUUACAAGAGAUUGUCAAGAAGCAAAAACACAAAUCAAAUUGAAAUAUCCAAUGAAUGUGUCCGAAGUUGUUUUUGAUAAAAAGGCAAGAAAGAGACUCAUCAAGAAGAUUUCAUGUACAUUCAUUGAUACUCCUGGAGCAAACUUUAUGGAGUCUAUUAUUCAACAAACUCAGGAUAGUAUUGCUAGCUCAAAUGUUGCCUUAUUGGUAACUGAUUGUCGUGAUGGACUUCAAAAGUGGGAUUAUCAUGUUGCCAAUUAUUUGGAAAUGAAAGGAAUUCCAGCCCUUCAUAUUUUGAACAAGUGUGAUGGCCCAUUAAUGAGAGGAGAUUCUGAUGAAUUGGAAGAAGUUAUUUCCAAAAAUACUAUACCUUCACUAGGAAAGCCUAUUCCAAUUUCAAGUGAAAUGAAAAUUGGAAUGGAUCAAAUUGUUUCAGCAAUUCAAUCUUAUCAUUUUUUGACUGAAAGUUUAAACGAGGAAACAUUACAAAAAACUAGAGAUGAAUUAUACCAAUCUGUCAUUGAGUCAAUUAAUCAAAGUAGGGUGUCUAAGAAUGAUGGUGAUUACAUUACGCUCGAUGAUGGAGUCAUGUGUGAAUCUGAAUAUGAUCUAGCCGACGAAAAUAAUGAAACUAAUUUCUUCCAACCUAGAGACUUUAAGGGUGAAUGGGAAAAUUUACCAACCGUACCUAGUUCACGUGAUUUUACUGAAACAGUCAAGAUUACCCAUAAAGAUAUUGAAAAUUUGGGUUCAAAACCUCAAAACUAUAGACAAGAAAAUGUUGCACCAGCUCCAAAGGUAGUUCAACAAGAACAAGAAGACGUUGAAGAAGAAAUGGAAGAAGCAGAAGAGCCGCAAGAACUUGUAAAUUCCAGUGGUAUGAAGGAGGAUAACAUUAUGAGAUUGGCCAUCAUUGGUAGAUCCAAUGUUGGAAAGAGUACUCUUUUGAACCAUUUAAUUGGUGAGGAAAGAACUCGUACUUCAAGCACACCAGGAACCACACGUGACACAAUUGAAGUUGAAGCAAUCAAUGAAAAGACCGGUCAGCAUUACUUAAUUUGUGACACUGCUGGUAUCAGAAAAAAGAAACAUACAGACACAGAUCGUAUUGAACAAAUGUCUCUAAAAGAUACUUACAGAACUAUCAAGUAUGCUAAUGUGUGCUGUCUCGUUGUUGAUCCAACACAUAAUAUCAGUGGUGAGGGUUAUGGGCUGACCCAACAAGAUUUAGACAUUGCAAGAAUGGUUGAAAAGGAAGGUAGAUCUCUUGUUAUUGCUUGCAACAAAUGGGAUAUGGUCAAAAAUCCAUACGUUGUUGCUCAACAAAUUGAAUCUCAAAUUGAAAGCUCACUCUCUCAAAUGCAAGGCAUUUCAGUUGUGGUAUGUUCUGCAAAGACUGGUAAAAACCUAUCACUCCUCCUCAAAGAAUGUGAGAAAUCUUAUAGAAAGUGGUCUUCAAAGAUUUCUACACAUCAACUCAAUACAUUUAUCAGACAAUACUUGGAAACCAAACCAAUUCCUCAAAGUUAUCCAAAAGUGAGAUACAUUUCACAGGUAGCCAUUAGACCUCCAACUUUCUGCAUUCACACCUCCAACAAAAAGUUCCCAACCAACUUUGAAAGACAAAUUAUUAAUGCCAUUAGAGAUGAAUUUGAAUUGGGAGGUGUUCCAUUCAGAGUCAUUCAAAAACUCAAUUCUAAGAAAAAUAAGAACGAGCAAGACAAUUAA
Messenger RNA from Naegleria gruberi, 1935 nucleotides. RefSeq names its product small GTPase. Gene Ontology annotation, molecular function: GTP binding. The record is from RefSeq and is a predicted model, not a curated record. NCBI's taxonomy places the organism in Eukaryota, Heterolobosea, Eutetramitea, Acrasida, Naegleriidae. The transcript has a single exon. Bases 1 to 1935 code for a protein of 644 amino acids.